Molecule: messenger RNA, 2011 nt
Organism: Cladophialophora immunda
Lineage: Eukaryota; Fungi; Ascomycota; Eurotiomycetes; Chaetothyriales; Herpotrichiellaceae
Exons: 1
Coding region: 224-1795 (523 amino acids)
Source: RefSeq, a predicted model, not a curated record
CCUAAACACUCCUUACUUCUGCGCAUGGUGAAUGACUACAAUGACGUGGGACGGCUGUCUUGAUUACGACUGAUCUGCUUUGGAAAGUCAUACUUUUGAUUUACGGGAUGGCGAUAUAGAUCUUUUUUGCCUACGACCUUCGCCUCUUUGUCUGUUACAAUAUUCUCAACUCAUCAAAUUGCCACGCACGACUCGCUUUGAAUGAUCAACCUGGCCAACGGUAAUGGAGAACGUGUCCAGUGCAGUGUCAGCUCAACAUCUACCUUCGAGCGACCCAUUAGAACCGGCCGACCAUGACUCGAACAGCCCCCGGAAUCCGACUCCAGCGCCAUCGACGAACGCCACUGUUGCCCCAAGGAGGCACACAAAGGGACUGUCCCUGAACUUCCCUGUUCUGGUGCCUACCAGUGCGUCGUACUCUCAGUCCCCGACAAUUGGGUCCGGAGUACAGAGCCCGAUCGAAUCAGCCAAAUCGUCCCCUCGUAUCCGCGCUGCCCCCUUCAGAGCGCCCGACUCCGCGACCGAACCGCAGGAUCAAGCCAAGACAAGAGGGAGCGCAGAGUACCUGACACUGCUGGCGGCACAGGAGAGAAAAGUCCUUGAGUUGAGGGAAGAACUACAGCGGGCAGAAGCGGACCUGCUGGUGCUGAAGAAGCAAUGGGCGGCAUACGAAGCGAACAAGAAGAGGGACGAAGUGAGGCAAGUGAAGAAGCUGCAGCCAGUGGCAUUGGGCGAGGUCGUUGGCGGUGAAGGUGUCGUUGCAGAGGACGACCUGGAUGAAGAACGAAGGCGGAAACGGGCACUCGUCGAGAGAAGCUAUACGACUGGACCUUUCUCGGCGAGUAACGCAGUAUCCAACGGCUUGGUUAGGAAGGGGUCAAAGCGAGUUUUUGAAGGGGGCCGACAUACCAGAACCUUGAGUCUGCUCAGUCCGACUUCUACAAAAGGCGCACUAAAACAGGCAGACGAACCACCACGCACGCGGGAAGACGCCGUGAACAUCGAUGGCGAAGAGAUCAACAGACCUUCGCUCUCGAGGAUGCCCACCCUCGACGGAUUGAUUUCAGGCGAUGCCCUCCCCCUUGGCUUCGGGAAAACCUACAAAGACCUGGCGGCACAUCGGAGAUCUCUACCACCAGUCGCUGCAGAUUUACUGGUGAAGCAGGGCAAACAGGUUUAUGACGGAGUAAGGGAGGGUCUAUGGACCUUCUUCGAGGAUAUCCGUCAGGCUACAGUUGGGGAAGAGGGCAUCAACGGGACCGCUGCUCAGCAGCGCCCAGCGAGGCCGAGUCAGAAAAAGGCCUCAAGAAAGUCCUCCGACAAGCAAAGCAAACGCAGCUCGAAGGACAACGCUGAGAACCCCAAUUCACGUCCCAUGGAGCCCUCCUUCUGGAAUGAAUUCGGGCUCGAUACUCCUCACAAGGGCUCAACUCGAAAGGAGACGGAGAAGCCCAACGGACAUGUCCAGCAGAAGAGCAGUACCGACUCUUCGAACACCCCCAGUCUGUUACCAGAUCUGAACGACAAUGACGACGCCGAGGACGGCUGGGAUGCCUGGGACUCUCCUGUGAGCACCCGAGGACCCCUAAUCGCAGAGACGGAGGACAUCAGACAAAGGCCAGAAGAUGGAGAAGCUGGCCUUCCUUGGCCGGAGCUUGAGAGGAUUACUCCAAGCAAGCUCACCCGGACCGUGAGCGAUCUGAUGAAGGAGUGGGAUUCGAGUCAGGACGAUCCCACGAAAACAAACGGGCUGGGUAAUGGGCAGACGCACAUACUCGACAGUCCGCAUAUGUGAAAUGGAGCAUACGAGAUCGACAUACGAGGAACACAGCGUUAGAUUUAUUUCCCGACUAUCGGAUCGUGUAUUUUGUCUAUUGACGCUAUCGAUGCCACGUGAUUGACAGAACUGCGUGACUUUACAUCAUCGGAGCUUUAUUGGUGAUGUACGGAGUAUUUCCCUUGUCAACAACGUGUGGGUUCUGCAAGUAUUCCACAGUUUCGACGAGGUCAG